AUGGCCAGGAGAGUGACUAGCAACAAGCAGGUAAUACUGAGGAUGUAUGCAACUGCUGGUUCUUCCAUACGAGAGUCGGACAUGUUGGUGACAACCACCAACAUUAACAUUGGAGGCUCCAGCAGAGGGCUCAAACACACUUGUUGUCAAGACCCUCUACCUCUCCUGCGAUCCCUUCUUGCACUUCAUUAUGAAGAAUACUCCGGGACUCACCGGAUAUACUUUCUUUACCCCUGGCUCUGUAAGUUGUGUCCGCCCAUUGUGGGGUAUGGUGUGGCUAAAGUAGUGGAGUCAGGGCAUCCUGAAUUCAAGAAAAGUGAUUUGGUUUUUUUAAUCCCAUGGCAAGAGUACAGCCUCAUCACCAACCCCCAACACCUCAUCAAAAUCCACCACACUAAUGUGCCCCUUUCCUACUAUACAGGGCUUCUCGGAGAAUAUGUGUUCGUUUCAGCAGCAUAUGGGGAAGUGGGUCAGCUUGUUGGUCAGUUUGCUAAAAUGGGGGGUUGCUAUGUUGUUGGAAGUGCUGGGAGUCAAGCAAAGGUGGAAUUGUUAAAGAAUAAGUUGGGUUUCGACGAGGCUUUCAAUUACAAGGAAGAGAAGGACUUGGAAGCAGCUUUGAAAAGGUGUUUUUCAAAAGGGAUAGACUUCUACGUCGAGCAAGUGGGUGGGGCGUUGCUGGACGGAGUGCUGGUGAACAUGAGAGAUCACGGAAGCAUUGUGAUGUGUGGAAUGAUUUCUCAGUACAAUCUUCCACAGCCUCAAGGAAUUCUGAAUCUCUUCCAGGUUGUGAUUAAAUUAACAAAAUUAACAAAGAAAUACUGAAACUAUUAGAUUUUAGAAACCUUCAUUUAACAUUCAAUAUGUUUCUCUUUCAUAAAAUUUUAUAUUCAUUUGAAAUUUUACAUAUUAAAACUAGACAUUUAUAUAUACUCCUAUAAAAUUUUAAAAUCCAAAUAAAGGUCAAAAACAUCGUCAAAUUAAAUUUAGUA
Ziziphus jujuba (common jujube) is the source of this 989-nucleotide messenger RNA. Its product is annotated as NADP-dependent alkenal double bond reductase P2. The record is from RefSeq and is a predicted model, not a curated record. Gene Ontology annotation, molecular function: 2-alkenal reductase [NAD(P)H] activity. Lineage: Eukaryota; Viridiplantae; Streptophyta; Magnoliopsida; Rosales; Rhamnaceae.